AUGAUUGUAAUUCUGCUGCUGUCUAUGUCAAUGGUGUUGUACAGUGGUGGCCAAGAACUGGAGCCACCAGGAUUCCUGCCAGAACUUCUCGACACACCUGAAAGAAUCUUGAAUAAUGCCACAUUCUUCAAUGGAGUCUUUCAAAAUGUGGAAAGUGUUGCAUUAUUUUUUGACUGCCUAGGUUCGCACUUCACCUGGCUACAGUCCAUCUUCACUAACUUCCCUGCCCUGCUCAACUUUGUGAACAAAAUGAAGUGUGUUACUGGUUUUUGUCCCAGGGAUUUUGAAGACUAUGGUUGCUCUUGCCGGUUUGAGAUGGAAGGGCUCCCUGUGGAUGAAGCUGAUGAAUGCUGUUUCCAGCACCGCAAAUGCUACGAGGAAGCAAUGGAGAUGGAGUGCACAUGGGACCCAUCAAAGAUUUCUACAGAUGUCAGCUGCUCUACUGAAAACCUGACCUGUGAGUCUGGGGAUCCCUGUGAACAGUUCCUGUGCAACUGCGACAAAGAUGCCAUUGAAUGCUUUGUGAAUGUACAUAUUAACUCUUCCUUGAAUGGGCUGGAUGUCUCCUUCUGUCCAUCUCUGGUUACAGAAACAACCAGCAAGAGAGAGAUUACAACACUUCACCCAGAGGAGUUCCUUCAUCAUGGGACUGACAAAACAGAGGCUGCAACUGCAUCCGCGGAGGAAGUGAUUUUUUUUGAGCCCAGUAAGAUGGUCCUGGGGACUUCCAAAGCCAGAGAGGAUGGAUUUAGGGAAGCUGUGGUCCCAGUGGAAGAGAUAACCACCUCCUCAGCCUCAUUCCCAGGAGAUAUUAACUCAAUGCAAGUCAAAAUUGUCCCCACUGAGAAGAUUCCUGCAGGAACAUCUACAAGGACAAAAGAAAAAGAGACAAGCCCUGCAAGGGGUGGCCAGAGCACAGCUUCCUCUGGAAUAGCUCUGGAACUGGUACUGUCUGACACAGGACCCAAUGAACCUGCUGGAAAAGUGUGUGAACGAUUAACCUUUCUGCAAGAGAGAGAAAAUGGAAGAGUGAAGAGGGAGCUGCCGCAGCUAGGAGAAAUGCUGUUCUGUUUAACUGAGCGAUGCCCAGAGGAAUUUGAGUCUUACGGUUGCUACUGUGGCCAAGAAGGAAGAGGUUAUCCUACUGAUGCACUGGACAGGUGCUGCUUUUCUCAUCACUGUUGUAUGGAACAAGUUAAGAAACUUGGAUGUCAUGUGGAAAGAAGUUCAAGAUCCGAGGUUCUAUGUUUUGAUCAUAAGCCAAAAUGUAUUGGUUGGAGCAUGUGUGAGAAACUACUAUGUGCUUGCGAUAAGACAGCAGCCGAGUGCAUGGCUUCUGCCUUCUUCAACGAAAGCCUGAAGUUUCCACACAGGCAAGAGUGCCAAGAGGAGAAAGUCUUAUGUCAGAGAGACCCUUAUGAAAGGCCUUCAGUCGGCACAGAAAUAGGCACCGGGAUUUCCAGCUCCGAGGAGAGCAGUGAGGAGGAAGGUCCGCUGUGGAGCGUAUGA
Messenger RNA from Haliaeetus leucocephalus (bald eagle), 1509 nucleotides. RefSeq names its product otoconin 90 (gene OC90). The record is from RefSeq and is a predicted model, not a curated record. Gene Ontology annotation, biological process: phospholipid metabolic process; arachidonate secretion; lipid catabolic process. Bases 1 to 1509 code for a protein of 502 amino acids. Gene Ontology annotation, molecular function: phospholipid binding; calcium ion binding. NCBI's taxonomy places the organism in Eukaryota, Metazoa, Chordata, Aves, Accipitriformes, Accipitridae. The transcript has 14 exons. Gene Ontology annotation, cellular component: extracellular matrix.